Messenger RNA from Drosophila persimilis, 7236 nucleotides. It is a transcript of the gene Tet, whose product is annotated as DNA N6-methyl adenine demethylase. NCBI's taxonomy places the organism in Eukaryota, Metazoa, Arthropoda, Insecta, Diptera, Drosophilidae. Gene Ontology annotation, biological process: positive regulation of transcription by RNA polymerase II; oxidative demethylation. Gene Ontology annotation, molecular function: DNA 5-methylcytosine dioxygenase activity. The record is from RefSeq and is a predicted model, not a curated record. Gene Ontology annotation, cellular component: nucleus.
GCAGCAGCAGCAGCAGCAUCAGUCGCAGCAGCAGCAACAUUUGCCACAGCAGCAGCAUCAGAUAACCGCACAAAUUCAAACCAUGAAGGAUCAACCGCAACAGCCAAUGGCACCCAUGGCCUUCUAUCCCACAUGGCAGGCGGAUCCGUCGCAGGGCUGGCAGAACCAGUUCAUACAGCAGAUACCACAGAACAGCCCGGCCAUCACAUCGCUCAACUCGCUGGACUUCCAGACGCAGUCGUACGCCUACCCCUCGAACGGGUACGUGCAGACGGGCCUGGGCUUCGAUCCGAACUACGGCCGGUCGCCGUACGCCGCCCCUGUCCAGCGGUACGACUUCCAGAGCCAGCAGCUCUCCACGGCCCCCUCGGCCAUCAAUCAGGUGGGGCUCCAGAGCGUCGCCGGGUUCGCGCCGGGCAGCGUCAGCUACGCCGGACAGGUGUCCACGGCCCCGGCCCCGCCCUCGUCCUCGGUGGGCGGAGUGGGUGGCCUGCAGCAGCAGCAGCAGACGCAACAGCAGUCCCAGCAGCAGCAGCAGCAGCACCUGGGCGCCGAUCUGAACAAGACGAUGUCGGGAAACGACACGCCUGGAUAUCCGCGGGUGAGCAGCGUGCCGCCGCGCUCACUCAACUGUAACGGGUAUUCAGGCGACUACAGCGGCCCCAGCAGCAGCAGCAGCAGCAACAACAGCAGCAGCAGCAGCAGCAACAACAACAGCAACAGCAACAACAAUCACCAAGCGACGGCAGCGGGCGUCGGGGGCACCAGCACGCCCGCCCCCCCGGCCACAGUGGCCCAGCCCGCCUCGUCGCCCAUGCAACCACUCCCCAAUCAAGGCCAGCCCCUGGCAGUGCCCCAAAGUCCGACGCGGACCAGCCUCAUCCAGCAGCAGCAGCAGCAACAGCCACGCCUGGUCUCCCAGUCGCCCACCGGCAACGGACUGCAGCCGUACGUGGCGCCCCAACAGCAGCAGCAGCAGCAGGGACACCUCUCCUCGCCGCCCAUGCAGGACUGGAACUGGCAGCAGCAGCAGCAGCAACAGCAGCAGCAGCAACAGCAGCUGGGAGGCGAAGGCUAUCCCCAGGGAGAGCGGGUGCACCUGAACACACGCAUCAAGUCGAUGAUCAUGAGGAAGAGCGAUCCCAAGGAUCCGCCGCCCGACCACCAGCUGCAGGGCGCAGUCUCAGCGGCAGCCGCCACCCAGCCGCAGAGCCAGAGCCAGCAGCAGCAGCACCAGCAGACCGGUCAUUUUUUAUCGUAUAGCCACCACCUCCGGCCCGAGGCGGCGCUGAGCGCCAACGGACCGAGCAACGUGCCAUCCCACCAGCAGCAGCAGCAACAGCAACAACAGCAGCAGCAGCAGGCGGCGGGACCGGGCGCUGCCGAGCCGAUCGGAGGUGGUGGCGAUCACAUCUGGAAGCCGCACCACGCCCAGUCGUUUAAGAAGCCGACUGUGGCCGGGGGCGGCUAUCCGGGAGCGGAUGCCCAGCUGCAGCUGCAGCUGCAGCAGCACCAGCCAGGACAGCACACGACCAUCAGCCACGCGGAGCUGCCGCCGCAGCAGCCGGUGGCCCAUCCAGCGCCACUGCCGCUGGCCCAGGUCCCGCCGCCGCCUCCGCCUGUCGCACAGCCCAAGAAGUCGCGGAGUCGGAGCAAGGCGAGCCGGGCAGCGGCCGCAGCGGCAGCUGCCGCCGAGGCGGCAGCGGAGAUUGACAGAGACAGGAAUGCCACGGAUCCGGGAGGUGGACUGAAGCCGGGCCUGGGCGCCCACUAUCCGCACCCGCAUCCGGCCGCCGGCCAGGAGUACCACGGCCAGUACAUCAAGACGGAGCCGGGUCUGCCCCCGCCGCCAGGUGGUCCGCCCGGACAGCCCAACAAGAUGGAGGGCUACGAGCGCAACUACCAGAACUUUAUUCAGUACGCGGACUUCUGCCAGAACGACGGCCAGGGACAGCCGGUGCAGCAGCACGGACAUGGCCAUGGACACGGGCACGGCCACGGACACGGGCAUGGGCAUGGGCACGGGCAGCAGGAGUACGCCGGAUACCAUCACAAUUCCGCGUACUAUGGGGCCGGAGCGACCAGCUUCCAACAGAACUUCCAGCAGAACUUUGUGCCCGGCUACCAGCACUCGACGUACGGUGGCAGGGGCAAGCCCCCACCUGGAAACAAUCCACACCAUGGCCACGGACACGGGCACGGGCAGAGCAUGCUGGAGCUGGACCGCAAGCCGGACACCAACAGCAUCAUUCCGCUGCCCACGAACUACGAGAAGGACAUACCAGCCCACGCCUACCCCAUUCCCCCGCAUCGCUAUGCCCUGACGCACGGGGCGCCACCGCAUCUCAGUCACCACGGGAUGCUGGAGCCGAAGCUGGAGGACAUGGGGAUGCUGGGCCACGGCCACGGCCAUGGCGGAGGCGGCUACACCUAUCUGGGCGACGGCAAGCCGCUGAACAAUGGCUUCUCGUGCUGUCGCCAGGGCGGAACGCGUCCGCCCACGGCCGAGCAUCUGAAGGACGGCACCUGCCUGGGUCUGGGCAUCCAGCCCAAAGAGGAGCUCCUCGACGAGGACGAGCUGGUGGACGCCCACAACGGGAUGAAGGGCGGCGCCGGGAAGGCAAAGGGAAAGCAGAAGCCGGACGAGAUACCCGAGAUCAUUGUGAAGCACGAGAAGAUCAAUCCCCUGUUCGACACCACGGAUCGCCUGGAGAAGGGCAACAAGACGGAGAUACCCGAGUGCGAGUGCUUCCAGUCCGACAAGAAUCCGCCCGAGCCGGGCACCUACUACACGCACCUUGGAACGGCCUCCUCCCUGAUGGAGUUGCGGCGCGAGUUCGAGGAUCGGUGUCAGCUCACGGGCCGGCAGUUGCGCAUCGAGAAGAUCGUCUACACCGGGAAGGAGGGCAAGACCUCGCAGGGCUGCCCCGUGGCGAAGUGGGUCAUACGCAGGGCCGAUCUCGAGGAGAAGAUCCUGGUGGUGGUCAAGAAGCGACCGGGUCAUAGGUGCAUAGCCGCCUACAUUGUGGUCUGCAUGGUGGCCUGGGACGGGAUGCCGCGGCUGGAGGCAGACAACGCCUACAAGAACCUGAUCCCCAAGCUCAACAAGUACGGCCUGCCCACGACGCGACGCUGUGCUACCAACGAGAACCGCACCUGUGCCUGCCAAGGACUCGAUCCGGAGACAUCGGGUGCGUCGUAUAGCUUCGGGUGCUCGUGGUCGAUGUACUACAAUGGCUGCAAGUACGCGCGGUCCAAGACGGUGCGCAAGUUCCGGCUGUCGGUGAAGAGCGAGGAGGCGGCCAUCGAGGACCACAUGAACCUGAUAGCCACGCUCCUGGCGCCCGUCUUCAAGCAGGUCUGUCCGCGUUCCUACGACAAUCAAACCAAGUACGAGGGAGAGGCCUCGGACUGCCGUCUCGGCCUGGAGCCCGGCAAGCCCUUCUCGGGCGUAACGGCCUGCCUCGACUUCUGCGCCCACUCGCAUCGGGAUCUGCAUAAUAUGCAGGACGGGUGCACAGUCCAUGUGGCCCUGCUGAAGCCCGGCAACCGGGACAGCCGCCUGCCCGACGACGAACAGUUCCACGUCCUGCCCCUCUACACGAUGGACGGCACGGACGAGUUCGAGAGCAUCGAGGGUCAGCGGGACAAGCACCGCACCGGAGCGGUGCAAAUGCUGGACAAAUUCCCCUGCGAAGUACGCGUCCGAUCCACGCCGCUGAUCCCCUGCCGCCGCCACGGAAAGAAGCGCAAAGAGGGCGACGAGGCGGCUCCCCCGGACGGGGACCAAGACGCCGCCGGGGACGCCAACAGCCAGAGCAGCUCCAGCAACGGAGCAGGCCAGACGCAGACGCAGUCCCAGCAGAGCAGUCCGCCCGCCCUGGGCGGGGCGCACAUCAAGAAGGAGAACGGAGCGGGAACGGGCGGCAAUGCCAACGGCGGAGGAAGCGGCGCCAAGUCCAAGUCCAAAGCCAAGUCCAAUCAGUCGAACAACUCCAGCGCUUCCACGCCGGGCUCGGCGCCCCCAUCGACGCCCUCGCCCCGCUGCCAGACCCCAGUAACGAACAAUCCCAGCCCGGCGGGCAGUGCCUUCAGCACUCCGCCCGUGCACGGCGCCAAUCCGAACGCCAGCAACGGCGCGGGCGUGGGUCAGGUGGGUGCACCGCCUGGCGCUGCCGGCGCCGGGCAGCAGCAGCAACCCGGCCAGCUGAUGAGCUCCAACUCGAGCCUGAUGAACAUGGCCACCAUGAUCGACACCUUCACGGACGCCCAGCUGCAGUCCAACCAGAUCUCGAGCACCGUCCUGGACUCGCCCUACUCCUACGACUACCAGACGGGCUCCUACAUCGAUUCGCGCAACUACUACGGCAACUGGCCGGCGCCGCACGCCAUGGGCAUGGGCGCCCAGGCCGGACCUCCGGGAUUGGGAGGAGGACCCCCCGGAGUAGCAGGUGUUCCGCCCCUCACUCCGAACACGCCCACGGCACAGCCCCAACUGACGGCGCAGCACCACAACACGGUGACGCCGCCCUCGGCCACGGCCGCGUCCACACUUUUGGCAGCGGGAGGAGGAGGAGCGCCUGCCACAGGGCCACCCCCGAUCACGCCCACCACGACGGCCUCGCAGCACGAUGCGACGAACGGCUAUGUGCCAAGCUACAACAACCUGACCCCGACAGCGGUGACCCAUCUGCCGGGCACGGGCACGGGUCCGGGUACGGACAGCCUGCAGCAGCAGCAGCACCAGCAGCAGCAGCAACAACAGCAGCAGCAGCAGCAGCAACAGCAGCAGCAGAGCGCCGUAACAGGAGUGGGAGGUGUGCCACCCGGAGUGGGCGUGGGAGUGGGAGGAGGAGGAGUCGGAGGCGUAGAGGGAGUGGAGCUGAAGGGCCGCAUGAUCAGCGAGGAGAACCCGGACUCGACGACCCUGGUGAACCACAGCCUAGUGGCCGAGAGUAAGUUAACCGCUUUGACAGCCAUGCAACCCAUGACUAAUCUCGCACCACUCACCACCGUUGCCGCCGCCGCUGCCGCCGCCACCAACCACCAUCCGCCGCACCACCAUCCACACCACCCGCACCACCCGCACCAUCCGCAAGAAGGAUUCGUCAAGCCGAAGCCGCCGCCCAGCGACUACCAGUACACGGCGCAGUACGCCAACAACUACCAGAUGUACCCGCCGCCGCCGCCGCCCCCGCACUCGGCGUACUCCGCCUACGAUGCGUACCAGAACAUGAACUACAACUACGGCUACCACCACCAGGCGUACUCGCCGUACGGCAUGUACCCGCCGCAGCAGACGCCGCCGCCCACGCCGCCACCGCCGUCGCCCAACUGGAACGUGUACGGCCACCAUCAGACAGCGUCCGGCUACGGAGCGGCGAAUCCCGCCGCCGGAGGAGGCGGAACGCUGAUAGCGUCGCACGGGGCCGUUGCGCCGACGAUCGCAGGACUGCAGAAGCCCUCGAUCACGGCGCCCGCACCUCUGCACCACCAACAGCAGCAGCAGCAGCAACAGCAGCAUCAGCAGCAGCUGGCGGCCACGCCGCCGCAGACCAUUCUGCCGGAUCUCAACGGAGCUGUGGGCGCUGUCGGCCAGAUGGGAACGCCCUCGGUGGAGCCGACAGUGGCCACGCCGUUGUCGGUGCCGCCGCCCGGCGACUCGACGGGCAGCGACGCCAAUGGCGCGGGCUCGGGAGCAGGAGGCGGACUGGGUGGAACGGGAGGGGGUGGAAGCGGAGGGGGACCCGCGGGACCCACGGCGUCGCCAGUCAGCACCAACUCGAGCAAGAUCGAGCCCAUCGGCGAGGUGGCCGAGAUCAAUGAGAACAUCGAGGCCUUCCAGGAUCCCCAGAUGGGGGGCGUGGCCAUCGCGCUGAAUCACGGCAGCGUCCUGAUCGAGUGCGCCAAGCACGAGAUGCACGCGACGACGGCCGUGCGGCGGCCAGACCGCCACCAUCCGACGCGGAUGACGCUGAUCUUCUACCAGCACCGCAACCUGAAUCGCUCCCGGCACGGCAUCGACGAGUGGGAGGAGAAGAUGCGGGUGAAGAAGAUCAACACGGACCUCGACAACAAAGCCAAAGAGGAGCGCGAGCGUCUGCUGAAGAAGGCCGCCGGCGAGGACGACGACCUGGACCUGGACGACGCGAUGCUGGGCCACGACGAUCUGGCCCCCGUGCCGCCCUCCGCCAUCAAGAAGGAGAACGGACAGCCGCUCAAGAACGGAGCCAGCGGCAGCAAGAAGAAGAAGAGCAGCGCCGACGCGAGCGCCAAGAAGUCACAGUCGAACGAACAGCAGCCAAAAAACGAGAAAGUUGCCCUCCACGCACCAACACUAACAACAACAUCGUGGACGACCCUGUUUCCUAUGCAUCCUUGUGUGGUUACGGGGCCCUAUCAGGAGGGCAAUAGCAGUCCGACUUCGUCCACGAAUGGCAGCGCCAACAACAGCGCCAGCGCCAAUGGCAAUGGGAAUGGCCAGGGUGGCCAGGCUCCCACGCCAGGAGCGGGGCAGCAGCAGCAGCAGCCGCCGCCGCCGCAGCAGCAGCAGCAGACCUGAACCUGUCCGCCUAUCAGCGGCUCGGCAGAUCAUUCUACUGGUGAACAUCAGCAGCAACAGCAUCAGCAUCAGCAACAGCAUCAGAAUCAUCCUCAGGAGCAGCACUCCCCGCAAUGGCGGGAACCGAGUGCGGUUCUAGUUCCAGUUCCAGUUCCACUGCUGCCCCAAGCACCGCCGCUCUAAUCUUAAGUCCCACACAAUGACUGAAAAUUCUCUCAAAGCUAAACCCAGUAAAUUAUUUUUGUAUAUGCGUCUGAUUUCGUGUGCCAUACGAGGAGAGGAGGAGGAGGAGGAGAGGAAGAUCGGGAGAUCGGGAGAGUAAGGAGUAAGGAGUAAGCAGCAGCAGGAGAAAGAAUGCGAAAGAGAGUUGGCGCUGCCAGUCCACCAUUCCACAGCACACACAAACACACACACACAUACACACCCCAAGCUACACACUGGAAGAAAAUCAACCACAAGAACAUGCAGCUAGUUUAAUAAAUCUAUCAACUUUAGUUUCUUAAGCCCGGCGAGAACAGCCGGCAGCCAGCAGCCAACAGCCGGCAUCCACUUAUGUUACGAGUAAAUUAGUAGUUUUUUUUUUCUAUGUUUAAAAGAAUGAACGGAGAAUGGAGUGAAGACGAAACGAAACUUAACGAAACAAUCACACUACAAACAAACAAACAAACAAACUA